AUGGGAGGUAGAGUAUCCCUCAUUAACUCGAUUUUAGCUAACUUGCCUAUUCAUUACUUGGCUUUCUUCAAGGCUCCCAAGAAAAUCGUGAACGAUAUUAUCACAAUCCAACGGCGUUUUCUUUGGGUUAGGAAUUCUAGUAAAAAGUUCAUCUCUUGGAUAUCUUGGAACUCCAUCUGUAAGACGAAGGAAUACGGAGGUCUUGGCAUUAAACACGUAGGCCGUUUUAAUUGUGCUCUUAUAGAAAAAUGGUUGUGGAGAUUUCAAAGCAGUGGAAAUGAAAUUUGGAGAAAGACGCUGAAUCUCAGAUAUGGUAACUUGAGCAUAAAGGUGCAAACUUUCGCCGACGUCGGUAGCUCGAAAUUCGACUCUCUUUGGAUGAAGGAUAUUCUGUCAAGUUCAACCUGCAACUUCAAUGUGGACUUCUGCAAGUUUACGGCUUGCACUAUUAGAGAAGGUCACAAUACGACGUUUUGGCAAUCUAAUUAG
This is a messenger RNA of Lathyrus sativus (Indian pea), 489 nucleotides long. The record is from the annotation of a GenBank genome assembly. NCBI's taxonomy places the organism in Eukaryota, Viridiplantae, Streptophyta, Magnoliopsida, Fabales, Fabaceae.